This is a messenger RNA of Brienomyrus brachyistius, 2309 nucleotides long. It is a transcript of the gene serpine1, whose product is annotated as serpin peptidase inhibitor, clade E (nexin, plasminogen activator inhibitor type 1), member 1. Gene Ontology annotation, biological process: negative regulation of plasminogen activation; negative regulation of vascular wound healing; negative regulation of endopeptidase activity. Bases 95 to 1264 code for a protein of 389 amino acids. The record is from RefSeq and is a predicted model, not a curated record. Lineage: Eukaryota; Metazoa; Chordata; Actinopteri; Osteoglossiformes; Mormyridae. The transcript is spliced from 9 exons. Gene Ontology annotation, molecular function: serine-type endopeptidase inhibitor activity.
CAAACAUUCAUUCAGACUCAGCAAGCGCUCUCUCACCCAGAGGACAGACUCAGCAAUACGAACACAGACUUAAACAUCCUCUUCAGGUCCAAGGAUGCAGACCAUGUACAUGUGGCUGGUUUUUCACUUGCUGGCUGCAGGCCUGUGUAGCGUCCUGGAGGAGAAACAGCUGGACUUCGGCUUGCGUAUCUUCUCCGAAGUGUCUUCACAGGACAAAAACGUGAUUUUCUCCCCGUAUGGUGUCACCGCUGUGAUGAGCAUGGUGCAGUUAGGAGCCAGUGGUACCACCUUAAAUGUCUUAAAAUCCAGCUUGGGGUUCUCCUUGAAAGAUCGUGGGAUUCCCAGACAGCUGCGGCUGCAACACAGGGAACUGUCCAUGGAGGACGCAGUGCAGCUUGCCAGUGGGGUGAUGGUGGAGAAGAAGUUGGGGCUGGAGAAAGGCUUCAGGAAGGGGCUUCUCAAAGCCUUCCAGAGCAUCCCUUACCAGCUGGACUUCUCCAACGCAGACAAGGCCGUGGAGUUCAUCAAUGCAUGGGUGUCCGACAACACAGACGGCAUGAUCCCUCACUUCCUGUCUACUGACACUUUAACUGAGGACACCAAGCUGGUGUUGCUCAAUGCCGUCCACUUCCGAGGCCUGUGGAAGGUGCCCUUCAACCCGCAGAUGACGCAGGAAAGGCUAUUUCACUGCGCCAACGGGAGUUCGGUGCCUGUACUGAUGAUGCAAAUCACACAGCGUUUCAAUUAUGGUGACUUCAUCACUGAGGAUGGCGUGGAGUAUGAUGUCAUUGAGGUUCCCUACGAAGGCGAUUCACUGAGCAUGCUCAUAGCGUCUCCCUUUGAGAAGGACGUUCCACUCUCUGCGAUUUUCAAAAGCCUCGAUGGACAAAGGAUAAAACAGUGGAGGAACGGCUUGAGAAGAGUCCGCCGGCAACUUUCGCUGCCGAGGUUUACCAUAGAUUCUCAGCUGGACCUUAAGCCUGCCCUCUCCAGACUUGGCCUGGGCCAGAUUUUCUGGAAGAAUGCCGACUUCUCCGGCAUUACCAGUGAGGAGCAGCUCUACGUGUCCCAGGUUCUGCAGAAGGUGAAGAUUGAAGUGGAUGAAGAAGGAACCAAAGGCUCUGCUGCCACAGGUGCUAUUAUCUACUCACGCAUGGCUGUUGAAGAGAUUACGCUCAAUCGGCCUUUCCUGUUCCUGAUUCAGCACAAGCCAACAGGUGUUCUGCUGUUCAUGGGUCAAGUAAACCAACCUGAGGAACACUGAAACAUAAAGGAGCUACAGUGAAUACCUGCUUUUAGGAGACAUUGCACUGCUAUAGUCUGCUGGCUUCUGAUUCUGAACAAUUUAUCCAAGUUGCCAAACAUCAGUUAUGUCCAAUCUGAUAUUUGGACAAUCAGGGUAUUUCAACUGAUAUUUCUUUUUUGGUAACUUCACUGCUGCUAUAAAUGCACUGGACUUUCUAUGGAAGCUUUGCUUACAUCCUUUUCUGAACAUUAUACAAGUGUUUUAUUCAGUGUAAAUGCUAUAUGACCCUGUACUGCAUAAGUUGUUGGGACCUUGAUGGACAACAUGACAGCUGCAGAAUGCCAGCCGGAAUAACUUUGACUGAACAAGAUCGGUUCAAAAGUCACUGCAAAAAUGAUCCAAUAUAAGAAUAGCCCUCACUAACUAUACUACAACAGUGCUUGACAGGGAGUAAAAAUGUGGACUGUGUCUGGGGGUCCCAAAGGACCCCGCUUGGAAACACUGCACUAGAAGAUUACUAACUACAUAAUAUGCAGGUGUUUUUACAUAUCACAAGGAAUUCUAUAGUGAUUUGCAUGGGCAUGCAGAUAUAUUACCAGAGCAGAAAAAGCUGGGUGGCCACUUCCAGACGCUGGAAGAGAAGGUGCUGGAACAAUGUCCUGACACAAAUCACAAGGGUUAGCAGAACAUAUGAGAAAUAAAGAUGACCAUCCAUGCGUCCAUCCACAAAAACAUCAUGUGAUGGCUAAUGUGGUCAGGAUCAGUGGGAAAACAAGCCUAUGAGCGGUUCAGAAAGAUGAAGGCACGACAGAAUUUAACUGAGUGUAGAACGUGUGGAAGAUAUCAACUUUGAGCAUCCUGAGAUUUCAUUCACACAUGAUACUUUUCUGAUUUCUUCAUUACUUGCUGGCUUUGAAGUGAAGGUCAAACCUAAAUAUGUGUUCUUUUUUUGGUUUAUAUAUGUUAUAUUUUCAUAUUUGUUUAGAAAAUAUUUUUGUCACAAUGUGUAUAUUUGCAAAGUAUAUAUAUUUAUUAACAUUUUGAAAUAAAAUCAGUAUACAUA